Helianthus annuus (common sunflower) is the source of this 1004-nucleotide messenger RNA. RefSeq lists its product as uncharacterized. Bases 273 to 815 code for a protein of 180 amino acids. The transcript is spliced from 2 exons. Lineage: Eukaryota; Viridiplantae; Streptophyta; Magnoliopsida; Asterales; Asteraceae. The record is from RefSeq and is a predicted model, not a curated record.
UGCCCACUUCAAAAUACAACCAUAAAUACACACACAGCAUUUGUAUCUAUAAUCACGCAUAUCCCACUUGUACCCUUAUCCAAUCAAUCACGCCUUUAAAUCCUCCUCAUCUCUCACUUUAACCUAAAGCAAAGAUAAGCAUCAUUCAUUCUAUCUUCAUACAAAGUCAAAAAACUUGAGUUUGGUUUCAAAUCUCCAAGGCUCAACAGUUGAUUACUUUGGGUUCAAGAUUAUAUAUCUAAGAGAAGAUCGUUCAUUCAUACCUUCAUAGCAUGAUGGUGAUGCAGAUGGGUUCUUCUUCAUUAGAUCAAGAAAACAAGAUCGGGUUCAUGGGUUAUAAUGAUCAAGAAGAUGAUUCGUUUUCAUCGGAUGUUUCGAGUGUUGCGUCUUCAGAUGAUGAAUCUGAUGAUGCCUUUGAAGAAAGCAAUUCUUCCUUGGAUAACAACAGUCAUGCGUUAGGAAGCAUGUCUGAUCUGCUUCAACAACUUCCUUCCAAGAGAGGAUUAUCCAAGCACUUUCAAGGGAAAUCACAAUCCUUCACAUCUUUAUCAAAAGUGACAUGUUUAGAAGAUCUUGCAAAGCCAGAAAACCCUUACAACAAGAAGAUAAAAUCAUGCAAAAGUUACGCGGUAUUAUCAAGAUCACUUCUUCCACCUCCAACACGAAGUGCAUCUUCUUCAAAGCUUUUCACAAAAGCGACAAGAGCUUCUUGUUCUUCAUUGAGCAAUAGCAGCAGGCCACCUACUCAUCCAUCCCAUACCAAUGGUGCUACAAGUGCUUCUGGUUUCUCAAAUCAAACACCUUUGUUUGUUUGAAGUAAUCGUGUUCGAUUCGAUUGGUUUGUUGUUGGGAUGUAUGAUCUCGAUUCUGGGAUUUUAGGAUGGUCGAAAGGGCGUUUUGUGGAGGAUGUUUUUCAUGAAUCGUAUUCGUGUAUUUGAGUUACAAUACAAGACAAUCAUUUGUAUAUACUAAUGGAUUUGUUUAUGGGAAUUGAUUUGGGGUUA